Messenger RNA from Tachyglossus aculeatus (Australian echidna), 3784 nucleotides. It is a transcript of the gene CGN, whose product is annotated as cingulin. The record is from RefSeq and is a predicted model, not a curated record. Gene Ontology annotation, cellular component: myosin complex. Lineage: Eukaryota; Metazoa; Chordata; Mammalia; Monotremata; Tachyglossidae.
AGCGGGAGCGGGCCGAGAUGGGAAGUCCCACACAAGGCUACGCACACCCACAUCCACCCACGCACCCCUCCCCGGCUUGGGCUCGCAGGAGAACCUGGAACAGGACCCGGGCCUCGUCCCCCGCACCCUAACCGCUCCCCCCCACUCCCCGCAGGCAGGCCAAAGCGGAGCCCGAGCCGGAGGCCGGGAGCUUUUAGCCUUGCUUAGUUCACAGGUGCUCCGGCCCAGUCGAUGGCAGCCCCCGUGGAUCACGGCGUCCAGAUCCGCUUCAUCACGGAGUCGGAGGCGGCGGCGGGGAGCGGGGGGCGGCGGGGCCCCCGGCGGGGCCCAGUGAAGGACUCGCGGGACAGCUCCUACGGCGUGGCCGUGCGCGUGCAGGGCAUCGCCGGCCAGCCCUUCGUCGUCCUCAACAGCGGCCAGGGUGGCGGGGACUCCUUCGGGGUGCAAAUCAAGGGGGCCCGGGCCCCCGCCAGCGCCCCAGGCUCCGAUUCCGAGCUCCCGGAGAACCCCUACGGGCCGUGCCCGGGCCCCCAGCGCCCAGACGAGGGGCAGCGGGGCCCGGGCCCGGCCCAGGCCCAGGCCGCGGCCCAGGCCCAGGCCACCCCCGCCACCGUGGACACAGCCCCGCUGUCCUCCGUGGAUUCGCUCAUCACCAAGUUUGACCGGCGCGGGGGCCCCAGCCGGAGCCGGGCCCGGGGCCGGCGGUCCCGGCCCCUGGCCCCGGAGGAGCGCAAGAGGAGCCAGAGCCUGGACGGCCGCUCGUCCCGCGAACCGCCCCGCCAGUGGGAGCCGGAGCCCGGCAGCCCCGCGCCGCCCGACUCCCAGCUGACCCACAGCACGGGCAGCCUGGGCCGCCGCCACCCCCCCCACGACCCCCUGACCCAUGACCCCCUGAGCCCAGCCCACCGCUCCCGCCAGACCCGGGACUGGGUGGAGCGGAGCUUCGACGGGCCCCGGGAGCCGGCCUCGCCGCGGGCCAGACCCCCCGGCUCCCCGCCGGCCGCGGGGGCCUCGCGUCCGCCCCUGCGGGACCCCCUGCGUCUCUCCCCGGCCCUCCCCGCUCAGCUCAAGUCGACCCCCGACCUCCUGCGGGAUCAGCGGGAGUCCGCCCCGUCCCCGGGCGGCCUCGACCACAUCAGGGCAGCCCUCUAUGACCUCCUCCGGGAAGGGAGCUCUGAGAGCGACUCUUCGGUCAGCAAGAAAGUCAGCCUGGUGCUGGAGCACGUGCAGGCGGCAGCGGCGCCCCCGGCCCGAGACGAGCUGGCGGCGGCGGCGGCGAGACUGGAGGAGCUGCAACAGAAGCUGGACGAGGAGGUGAAGAAGCGGCAGAAGCUAGAGGGGCCGCGGGAGCCACCGCGGCCUGGCCUGGAGCUGCAGCUGGAGGACAAGGUGCAGGAGUGCGCCCAUCUGCAGGAGCAGCUGGAGAAGACCGAGGCCGACCUGAGACGCGGCACCCAGGAGCUCCAGGACCUGCAGCUCCGCCAGGACCAGGCCGAGCGGCUGCGACGCGAGGCGGAGGAGCGUCUCGGGGAGCUGCGGGACGAGCUGGCCUACGUCCGCGGCCAGGCCAGCCCCGCCGGAGGCAGAGAGGCCCAGAGGAAGGAGCUGCUGGAGACGCGGGAGGAGCUGGAGGAGGCCCUGUCCGGGAAGCAGAGGCUGGAGGAGCAGCUGCGCCAGCGGGAGCGGGAGCUGACGGCCCUGAAGGGAGCCCUCAAGGAAGAGGUGGCAUCCAGGGAUCAGGAGGUGGAACGCGUGCGCCAACAGUGCCAGCUCGACACCGACCAGCUGCGCCGCAACUUGCAGGACGCCUCCCAGGAACGGGCGACCUUGGAGGCCGAGCGGCAGAAGGUGUCCAUGCUGGUGCGCGAGCUCCAGCGCGAGCUGGAGGAGAGCGCCGAGGAGAACGGACACUGGCAGGGCCUCUUCCAGAAGAACAAGGAGGAGCUGAAGGCCGCCAAGCAGGAGCUGCUACAGUUGAGGCUGGAGAAGGAAGAGCUGGAGGAGGAGAUGCGAGAGCGGCUGCAGGCGGCGCAGAGGGAGGCCGACCAGCUCCGCGCCGGCGCCCAGGACGCCUGGCAGGCCGAGGCGCUCAGAAAGGCGCGGGCCGAGGCGGAGGCGACGGCCAGCCAGCGGCAGGCGGCCGUGGAGGCGACGCUGCGGGAGACGCAGGAGGAGAACGACGACUUCCGCCGCCGAAUCCUGGGCCUCGAGCAGCAGCUCAAGGAGGCCCGGGGCCUCGCCGACGGCGGGGAGGCCCUGGAGGCCCGGCUCAGGGACAGAGUCCAGCGGCUCGAGGCAGAGCGGCAGCGGCUGCAGGAGGAGCUGCAGGAGGCGCAGGAGGCGGAGGCGGCGCUUUCGGGGGCGAAGCGGACCCUGGAGGGCCGCCUGGAGGAGGCGCAGCGGGGGCAGGCGCGGCUGGGACAGGAGCAGCAGGCCCUGCACCGGGCGCUGCAGGACGAGGGACGCCAGCGCGAGGCCCUGAGCCGCGCCAACGCCCAGCUGGAGGAGCAGAAGCGCCUGCUCGACCGCACCGUCGACAGGCUCAACAAGGAGCUGUCCCGGCUUGGGGAGGAGUCCGAACAGGCGCUGGAGCAGCUGCAGGCGCAGCUGGAGGCCUACAAGGACAAGGCCAGGCGCGAGGUGGCCGAGGCCCGCAGGGAGGCCAAGGAGCGGGCCAGCCAGGCCGAGAGCGCCGCCGGGGGCCUGGGCCAGCUGCAGGACGAGAGCCAGCGGCUGAGGCAGAGCCUUCAGGCCGUGCAGGCGGAGCGGGAGUCUCUGCUUCUGGACAAGGAGCUACUGAACCAGCAGCUGAAGGGGCUGGAGCAGGAUGCGGAGGCCAGGCGCCGGACCCAGGACGACAGGGCCCGCCAGCUCAAGGCUCUCGAGGACAAGGUGUCCCGCCUGGAAGCGGAACUGGAUGAGGAGAGGAACACCGUGGAGCUGCUGACGGACCGUGUUAGCCGCAGCCGGGAUCAGGUGGACCAGCUGAGGGCCGAGCUGCUACAGGAGCGGAGCAACCGCCAGGACCUGGAGUGCGACAAGAUCUCCAUGGAGCGACAGAACAAGGACCUGAAGAGCCGCCUGGCCAACUCAGAGGGCCUGCAGAAGCCCAGCGCCGGCCUCUCCCAGCUGGAGGCCCAGAUCCAGCAGCUGCAGGAGCGGCUGCAGACCGAGGAGAGGGAGAAGCUGGCCUUGCAGUCGUCCACGCGGAAGCUGGAACGGCGGGUCAAGGAGCUGACCAUCCAGAUCGAGGAUGAGCGGCAGCAUGUCCAUGACCAGAAGGACCAGCUGAGCCUGCGGGUGAAGGCGUUGAAGCGGCAGGUGGACGAGGCGGAGGAGGAGAUCGAGCGCCUGGACGGCCUGAGGAAGAAGGCGCAGCGGGAGGUGGAGGAGCAGCACGAGGUCAACGAGCAGCUGCAGGCCCGGAUCAAGACCUUGGAGAAGGAAGCCUGGCGAAAGUCGGCCCUGGCGACGACCGAAUCCUCCCUCCAACGGGACCUGCUGAGCUCGGACGAGGAGUUCGACAACUACGACCCGUCGUCGUCCAUCACUUCCCUGCUGACCGAGAGCAACCUCCAGACCAGCUCCUGUUAGCCGGCGGACCCCUCCUCCGGCCUGGAGGGGCCCGGGCCCGGGCAGCACCGCAGCCCCCAUCACCCCACACCCCAGUGGGCUGGGGGGGAUGAACCCCCCUGGGCCUGCCCAUCUCUGGGAUCUCUGGGAGUCAGAGGCCACGGGUUCGAAUCCCGCCUCCCCCACAAGCCUGCCGUCUGACCUGGGCCAA